Amoebophrya sp. A120 is the source of this 1105-nucleotide messenger RNA. Lineage: Eukaryota; Dinophyceae; Syndiniales; Amoebophryaceae. The record is from the annotation of a GenBank genome assembly.
GGCAGGUCUUCGAGGCCAAUCGCGAUCCCGUUUGAACAAGCUUCGCAGAGAUAGGCGCAAAGCAGCAUGAUCAUCAUGAGCGCCGGAGAGUAGCAUCAUCAUUGUGAGCAUCGUCAUUGUGAGUAUCAUCAUGGAGCCGCUCAGGCAACGUGAUUGUAGAAUAGCAUAGAACAAAAAAGUAUAUGCUCAUCGAAACGAUAAAAAUGCCCACGCAGCGUCUUUCCGACCUGGCUCUCAACGCCUACUACUGCCCAAAAAUCCUUCACAACAACCUCGGCGAUUCCGGCGGAGACAUUGGCGACGCCGCAGUGCAAACUGCAACACAAAGUCAAAGCCACAAGAAAACGCAAGCCGCUGCUGGUCGUUCAUCAAAAGCGGACAGCAACAAUCCUCACGCAGAGCAGAAGCAACAACACGACGAGACGAACCAACUCAACGAUUUGAGAAAGCUCGCCGAGCCGGUGUAUUACUACCACCGGGAGUGGACCGACCAGCAAGAUCAGAUGGAGAAAACGUUGCAGGCACUAACCAGGUUCGACCCCGCGGACGACAAGACUUUAAUAAAACGGAAACUCGACCAAGCCGACCUCCAGUACUCUGUUCUGGCGGAGACCUACACGAGAUUCCAAGGUUUGGUUGCGAACUUGCUGUCGAAAUUAGGCAUGAAGUGCGCGGACGCGCACCCGGUGCACAUGCCGGAUAUUCACAAGGAGGAUCCCGAGGCGGAAGCGAAGUUGGAAGAGGAAAAUGCUGGUGGGGAAACGGAAGACAAUGUCAAUGCUGCGGGGGGUGGAGAAGCGGAAGAUAAAAAGGCUGGGGAAGCAGAGGCUGAUAGUACGGUGGUAGACGGCGCAGAGCCAGGCACGGAAGACGCAAACGCAACAAAAACUGCGAAAGAUGAAGUUGAAGACGCAGAGGAAACUAUUGAAGUUUAGCUCUUUCGUUUCGCAAGAUCAAUGGAAAAAAACAAAAUGCCGACUGUAUGAUGCACUUCAAUCACGGGCUCCUCUCCGCUGCUGAUUGUGAGAUAGCCUGAGCGUGAAUGUAAAAAGAAAAAUAGCAGCGGAAGCUGCACGACGACAUCUGUGUCCGUGUAUGGUGUUCU